CAGGAGCUUAGCUAAAGCAGCCUAGCAAACUAGCUCACUUGCUCGAUAGAUCGCAAUGGCGGCGAAGGCAGCGCUUGUUCUGGCAGUGAGCCUCCUCGCCGUGGCCGUGGCGAGCGCCUGCACCUACUGCCCGGAGCCGCCGACGCCGAAGCCACCGGCGCCGAAGCCGCCGGCGCCGAGGCCGAAGCCCAGCUACGGCGGCUCGUGCCCGCGCGACGCGCUGAAGCUGCACGUGUGCGCCAACGUGCUCGGCCUCGUCAAGGCCAAGAUCGGGGCGGCGCCGUACGAGCCCUGCUGCUCGCUGCUUGACGGGCUCGUCGACCUCGACGCCGCUGUCUGCCUCUGCACCGCCAUCAAGGCCAACGUGCUGGGCCUCAACCUCAACAUCCCCGUCGACCUCAGCCUCAUCCUCAACAACUGCGGCAAGAUCUGCCCCUCCGACUACCAGUGCGCCUAAUCGAUCGACCAUAUCAUGGAUGCAUCUUUGGUUGGUUUGUGCGUGCAUGGGUUUACUGUCAGUCUGAUCGAGCUCUGAACUUAAUUUGGGAAAUUUUCUGUUUUGUUUAUGCUUGCAAAGUUUGUUUAUGGGAAGUAAUGGCCAGUAUGCAUUACGUGUGUAAGUGUCAGUUGUGAUCCCCGGUGAUCGAUCAGUUAACUGGUCAUUAUGUUGUUUUUUUGUGUGCUUAUGAUACGUUAUGUUUCAGAUGAUCCAGUAAAUCGAUGAGUCGAGGUUGCAAGUAAUUCUUUUGUAAUUAAAUUUGGAGCUCUGGAAUUUGGAUAUGAAUGUUACACAUAUUACUUUUU
Molecule: messenger RNA, 804 nt
Organism: Oryza brachyantha (malo sina)
Lineage: Eukaryota; Viridiplantae; Streptophyta; Magnoliopsida; Poales; Poaceae
Product: cortical cell-delineating protein-like
Exons: 1
Coding region: 56-457 (133 amino acids)
Source: RefSeq, a predicted model, not a curated record